CACAAAAACCGAGACUCGGAUGACCACCGAAUGAAUCAGUCAGGCGGUGCCCAUUCCCGUCGCCGGAAAGCUUGGACGCACCGGCGCCGGAAUUUCGGACCCCCGUCGAGUCCAUUUCUUCACUGGAAGUUCGACGACCACAAAACCACCGGUGUCGUCGAGGCCUCCGCUCGGAAGCUUGCCGCGGGGCUCUGGCAAUUGCGCUUUAACGAAAUUUCAAGGGAUCAAGACCUCAAGUUCAAUUCUGGCCCUUCUGAUCCUCCUCCGCCUCAGCUUCAGCUUGAACCGUCUUCGCCAUAUCCCAAACGUGCAUCAGAGAGGGAAACAAAGUGGAGCCCUGGCGGCUCAAAAGAAUUUGAUGACAUCUAUCGUUUUUACAACCAUGUGAAGCUUCUCAAAGAUAGGCCAGUUACUACUGGCUCUGUUGUUUCGACAAUGAAUGCAGAACUAACGGAAGCUAGAUUGUGUAUUCUUUCGCUAGAAGCUAAGCGGCAGUCCCUUAAGAAGAAAGUCAAACAUUUUUUGAGGAAGCUAGAAGAGGAAAGAAUCUAUUGGAAGAGCAGAGCACAGCAGAAAAAUCGUGCUCUUGACGAAUUGAAGGAAGAAUUAAGUAGGGAAAGGAAAAGUCGUCAGCAGAUGGAAAACCUUAACACCAAUCUGAUAAAUCAAUUAGCAGGUGCCAAGUUCUCUGCGGAGCAUUUCAUGGAAAAAUAUGAGGAAGAGAAAAAGAGCAGAAAACUCAUGCAAGAAAUUUCUAAUGAACUAGCUGAACAAAUUGGAGAAGACAAGGCUGAAGUUGAGGCAUUGAAGAGAGAAUCAAAGAAAAUUAUUGCAGAAGUGGAAGAAGAGAGGAAGAUGUUGCAGAUAGCAGAGGUUUGGCGUGAAGAACGGGUCCAGAUGAAGCUGAUCGAUGCAAAACUAGCUCUUGAAGAUAAAUAUUGUCAGUUGAACAAGCUGAUAACAGAUGUUGAAACUUUCUUAAGGUCAAGGUUUGGCACUGUGGAUAUGACGGAGUUAAGAAAAGUUGAGUUGAUCCUGCAGGCAGUUAAGUCAUUGAAUGUCCAUGGUAUUGAAGAAUUUUCUAAUGUUCCUCCAAAAUCAAAUGAUAUAUUCGCUGUUUUUGAAGAGCUCUGGCGAUGUGAAGGCAGUGAGAGGGAGAUUGAACCCUGCAUUUGUCACACUCCUAGCCAUGAGGAUAAUGGGUUCAACCAAACAGAUUUGUUAAAGCAGUUGAAUUGCCAUAAUGAUUAUAAUAGUUGUUUACAGAAAGAUGCCAGAGGAUCUUGUGAUUCAUUGGAAGGGGGUAAUCCUGCAAUUGACAGGGUUGGCCAGGGAAAAACUGUUUCAAGGAGCUUUAGUGAUAGUAAUGAUAAUGCAGGUCAAUGUUCUCCAGAUAGGGAAAUCAGUGAGGUAUGCGCAGCAUCAGAGAAGCAAUCAAGGCGCAAGACAUCUUCUGCAUCUAAGCUUUGUGGAUCAUGUCCAAGCAAUGGUGAGUUUUAUAAGAUAGGUUUCGAUGAGGGUGAAGGGAGGCUUUCAAAUGGGAUUACAUCACGUUGGGGAGAAAAUUCAAAUAAAGGGUUGUUUGAACAUGAUACUACACACCGGGAUUCAGCUGGACAGAGGAUCCCAACAGACACAGUGAAUCCACACAUAACUCGAGGGAUGAAAGGGUCCAUAGAAUGGCCCCGAGCCAUUCAAAAGAAUGGUUCGAAGGUCAAGCUUUUGGAUGCAAAAAUAGAAAGCCAGAAAUCACAAUUGCGUCAUGUUCUUAAACAGAAGGCUAGGUGAAUUAGGAGCUUAUACAUUAGAAGCAGACACUUGUUUUCUUUUCUUAGUUUUUGGUUGCUGUCCAUAAAAGAGCAAACUCCACUAUAUUGUAUGUUUAUUUGGACACAAAUGAGAAAGAUCAAUUCCUUUAAGCUC
This is a messenger RNA of Prunus persica (peach), 1923 nucleotides long. RefSeq lists its product as uncharacterized. NCBI's taxonomy places the organism in Eukaryota, Viridiplantae, Streptophyta, Magnoliopsida, Rosales, Rosaceae. The coding region runs from base 31 to 1788 and encodes 585 amino acids. The record is from RefSeq and is a predicted model, not a curated record. The transcript is spliced from 2 exons.